Molecule: messenger RNA, 2613 nt
Organism: Xiphias gladius (swordfish)
Lineage: Eukaryota; Metazoa; Chordata; Actinopteri; Istiophoriformes; Xiphiidae
Product: protein spire homolog 1-like
Exons: 18
Coding region: 1-2613 (870 amino acids)
Biological process (GO): cleavage furrow formation; actin nucleation; actin filament network formation
Cellular component (GO): cell cortex; cytoplasmic vesicle membrane
Molecular function (GO): actin binding
Source: RefSeq, a predicted model, not a curated record
AUGGCCGAGCGGCGAUCCGGGGACCACGGAGGGCUGACGGAUGCUGCUGCAGCGACCCGCCGGGACGAGCAGCAGCAUCAGCAGACGAUGAAUUCGGCGGAGGAAGCGGGAGCGGAGGACCUGCCUUUGGCGGAGAUACUGGGGCUGUAUAACCAGCCCAUCAAUGAGGAGCAGGCGUGGGCGGUGUGUUACCAGUGCUGCAGGACGCUGGCGAAGGGACACCGGGGCAGGAGGAGCCCCUCCGCCGCCCCCGGAGCAUCACCGGCGGCGGCUCCGAGGAGGAUAUCCGGACCGGGGGAUGUUAGGAUACAGAGAGACGGGUCCGUGAGGGUGGAACCGCAGGGCUGCGAAGGUAAAUACAGCCUUUGCACAACAACAGAGGUGAUCGAGUCUUUAGGCAUCAUGAUCUACAAGGCUCUGGACUAUGGGCUAAAGGAGAAUGAGGAGAGGGAGCUCAGCCCUCCUCUGGAGCAGCUCAUCGACCACAUGACCAACAUGGCUGAGGCCACACGGGACGCUUGCCCCGACGAAGGUUAUGAGGCCACAGAGGAAGAGGACGAGGCAGAGGAUGACCCUGACGGCAUCUCCAGUGUAUACGGCUACAGAGAUAUCCUCAAGCUGUGUACAGCUCAUCUACCCAGUCUGUCAGAUGCCCCCAGUCACUACCAGGCAGUGUGUCGGGCUCUGUAUACAGAAACCAGGGAGCUACGCACUUUCCUUGAGAAGAUCAAGAGUGCCAAAGAGAACCUCCGUAAAAUGGAGGAAGAGUCGUCAGAAGAACCUGGCCGAGACCUGAACGAGCUGCAGAAUGCUGACUGGGCUCGAUUCUGGGUUCAGGUGAUGAGGGACCUGCGUGAAGGAGUCAAGCUGAAAAAGGUGCAGGAGCGUCAGUACAACCCUUUGCCCAUCGAGUACCAGCUCACUCCUUACGAGAUGCUCAUGGACGACAUCAGGUCCAAACGUUACAAACUGCGCAAAGUCAUGGUGAAUGGAGACAUCCCACCCAGGUUAAAGAAGAGCGCUCAUGAAGUCAUCCUGGAGUUCAUCAGGUCCAGACCACCUCUCAACCCUGUGUCAGCUCGCAAGCUGAAGCCACAGACUCAGCCUCCUCCUACCCUGCAUGAGCGGAUCCUGGAGGAAAUCAAAGCAGAGAGGAAACUUCGACCGGUGUCUCCGGAUGAGGUCCGCAGGGGAAGGCUGGUAAUUCGGCCACUUAGCAUGUCUUUCAGUUUUGAUGUGUCAGAUGAGUUUAGUCCGUACAUGGGCAGGAGGACAUCCAGCUCUCUGUCUCUAACCAAUGGAACAGCAUCUCCCAGAGUAGAACCCUCCGGAUCUCAGUCUGCACCCCAGAGGAAAAGGCUCCUGAAGGCUCCCAGCCUCGCCGAGCUGGACAGCUCUGACUCCGAUGAUGAGAUUGUUGGGCGCAAAUCAGCCAGUAGCUCCAGUGUGGCUACAUCUUUGAUGGAUGAUACAUCCCCAGAGUCUGCACUGGGGAAGAAAACUCCCCCCAUGUUCCUGCCCAUCUCCUCUACACCUCAGCCAGAGAGGCGUCAGACCCCCCAGAGGAGACACUCCAUCGAGAAGGAAACCCCGACCAAUGUGCGUCAGUUUCAGCCACCGUCCAAACAGAGUUCCAAGUCUCUGGUUGGGACCAUAGCCUCAUUUCGUCCCUGGAUCCCCUUCCUCCUCCUCCUCCUCCGCCCUUCUCCCUCCACUCUCCACCCUUUACGGAGCUCCCACCCUAUCGAGGCAUUUGUGUUGGGGUUGAUGAAGGCAGUUUUUGCUCUCUGCAGGAGCAUUUACAUCAGUGGAAGAGAGUCGGCCAAGGAGGAGUUCUGUUUCCCUGUGGAGUGUCUGUCUCUGACAGUGGAGGAGGUGAUGCACAUCAGACAGGUGCUGGUUAAGGCAGAGCUGGAGAAAUUCCAGCAGUACAAAGAAAUCUACAACGCUAUGAAGAAAGGAAAGCUUUGCUUCUGUUGUCGAACCAAAAGGUUUUCCUUUUUCACCUGGUCCUACAUCUGCCAGUUUUGCAAAAAGCCUGUGUGUUCACAAUGUUGCAAAAAGAUGCGGCUGCCAUCCAAACCUUAUUCCAGUUUGCCCAUCUACUCCAUUGGCUCAUCCAACACUCUCCCCAGGGAGAGGAUAAGUACCAUGGCCACUGUAGGACAAGGACUCUCUGUGGCUGGAGGGCCGGGGCCAUUAGCAGUGGGAGGGGCCGCGGCAUCCCCCACUUUGAGAGAAGAAACAACAGGAGCAUCUAAAGGAGCUGGAAAAGCCUCUGGAGCAGCAGCUGCUGCAAAAUUGGAGAAAUUCUCCAGUAGCCCACAACGCCACAGCAUCCAGAAGACCAUGUCAAAGUUUUCAAAGCAUGGCUCUUUAAAGUCUCAUGAAGAACUGGAGCUUCCCCCAGAGUUGACAGAGGACUGGGCCACCAUGGAGGUGUGUGUGGACUGUAAGAAGUUCAUCUCUGACAUUAUUGCCUCCAGCAAGCACAGCCUGUCACUGGCCACCAAGAGGGCUCGCUUAAAACGCAAGACCCAGUCCUUCUACUUGUCCUCCCCUAAAGGAAGGGAGGAGUACAGGCCCUCCGAACGAACAAUCAACGAGAUCUGA